Pecten maximus is the source of this 1298-nucleotide messenger RNA. RefSeq lists its product as uncharacterized. NCBI's taxonomy places the organism in Eukaryota, Metazoa, Mollusca, Bivalvia, Pectinida, Pectinidae. The record is from RefSeq and is a predicted model, not a curated record. The transcript is spliced from 2 exons. Gene Ontology annotation, molecular function: DNA binding. Gene Ontology annotation, biological process: DNA recombination; DNA integration. The coding region runs from base 54 to 1298 and encodes 414 amino acids.
UGUCUAUAAACAUUGCAAAUCAAGAGGACCUAUUUUUCGCUUCGUGUGCAGGAAUGGCUGAAGGGGGUAAAUCUGUCACGCCCCGGGCUAAUCGCAGUCUAGAGAACGUUUGCAUCGAGUCUCCUUUGGUUAGUGAUGUGGACAAGCGCCUUGAGGAGGCAGACCGGGAGAUCGCGCUGUUAGAGAAAAAACUGGAGUCGGCCAGAUUGAACAGUGCAUUAAAGGACAGAAGGAAGAAGCGGGAUGAUCUUCAGAGGCAGUUAGAUGACAUCCAGCAGGAUCAGCCUCAAUCAGCAGCGACUGGCCUUGGUUCAGACACUGCCUGGUCACAGCUUAGGAAAGAUCUCAAGGUGUCCGCUAGAGCAGCCUUCGCUGAGGGUACUUAUAGAAAUUUCCGUACACAAUGGAAAGCUUAUUUUCUGUUUUGCGAAGCGUUCCGGAAACAGCCGUUGCCGGUAAGCACGGAGAUUAUAUGCCUUUACGCUCAGUUUUUAAGUCGGACUUUCAUCAGUGUCGAUUCUAUUCGCAACUAUAUAGCGGGAGUCAAAACUCUUCACAUGUUGCUAAACUUAAAGUAUGACAUUAGACAAUAUGAACUGAACUUAGUUUUGAACGGUUUGUCGAGGUUGAACCCACAUUGUCCCUCUCAAGCGAAACCUAUCACCCCUCAGAUUCUCGGUAAGAUACAUCAGCGACUAGAUCAUGAUGAUCCAGAGGACACCACUCUGUGGUGUAUGUUUUUAUUCAGUUUCUAUCUCAUGCUGCGGAAGUCUAAUUUAAUGCCUAAUAGUAGUCACAAAUUUGACCCUAGUAAACAUCUUUUACGACAGGAUAUUUUAGUAGAGGAUGGGGUCCUCUUGGUUGUCGUAAAGUGGUCUAAGACCAAUCAAUUCGGACAUCGGAUCGUGCGUUCCCCUCUGGUGGCCAUUCUUGGGUCCCCACUUUGUCCUUUACAUGCCUUUGUUCGCAUGACUGAUCUAAACCCUGCACGUCCCAGGGCCCCAGCCUUCCUUAAGACUACAGGAAAGAAAAUUGUCCCCUUUUGUUACCCACAAUUUCAGCAGAGGCUACGGGAACUUAUUCAUAGUGUAGGCCUAGAUGCUGCCUCGUUCUCUUCGCAUAGUUUUCGCAGGGGAGGGGCCACUUGGGCCUUUUCUUUGGGGAUACCAGGGGAGUUAAUUCAGGUGCAGGGGGAUUGGGCCAGCGACGCCUACAAAACGUAUAUCAGUUUUUCCUUAGAGGAUAGGCUUCAGGUUUGCAGAAACAUGAGAGAUGCAAUUUUAGCAUUGCAUCAUUAA